AUGACAACAAAUGAUCCACCAUUGCAAGUGGAAAAAUGUGGAUCAUCUCUUCUUCUUCAUCAGCUUCAUGUAGGUUUUCUCAAUUUAUGGCCUCCACCCUUUUCUUCUUCUCUAUAUAGAUUUUCUUAUGAUUCGGGUCUUGUUUUCGUCCAUGAUGAUCAGCUUAUAUGGGACGAAGUUGGAGAAUCCGACACUUACAAAGACAAAAUCAUGUUUGAGAUCGAACAAGAAUGCUUAGAAAUCUACACAAGAAUGAUAGAGCAGGCCAACUCCCGCAGAGCCCAACUCUGCCAAACAAUUUUCGAUUCUAAUGCCCAGCUUGCAACUAUAUACUCCGCAUUGGGAGAAGAAACUCCCACCAAGCAGUCUGAUUGUAGCUACGAGAAUUUGAAUAAGCAACUCGACGCUAAUUUCCGCGAGCUCGAGGAAAUGAAGAAGAUGAUGAACGAUAGGAGGGAUAUGUUUAUAGAAGUUCUGACCGACAUACAACAUAUUUCAAAUGAGCUGCAUGCUUCUUCUGAUUCUUCUUCUCCCACUUCUCAUCCAGAUGUGGAUGAAAACGACUUAUCAUUAAGGCGGCUCGAAGAACUUCAAAGAGAGCUCAUGACACUCUUAAAGGAAAAGAGCGAUCGCAUAGGAGAUAUCAACAACCAGCUAAAUACCCUAAAAGCCCUAUGUUCAGUGCUUGGCAUGGAUUUUGCAACAACUGCUAAUGAGGUUCACAGUAGUUUAACCGAAGAGAAAGGGACAAAGAAUGUAAAUGACAGUACCAUGCAAAAGUUAGAAACUACGUUACACACACUGCGAGAGGUUAAACUAGAAAGGAUACAAAGGAUACAAGAUCUUGCGACUUUCAUGUUCGAGCUAUGGAAUCUGAUGGAUACCCCAGUUGAAGAACAACAAAUGUUCCAAAACGUAACAUGUAACAUAGCUGCUUCAGAAAACGAGAUAACCGAUCCUAACAUGCUUUCUUUGGAGUCCAUCAGCCGUAUUGAGGCAGAAGUCUUGCGGUUGGAGGAGUUGAAAGCAAGUAGAAUGAACAAUCUUGUUUUGAAGAAGAAAACCGAACUUGAGGAUAUUUGUAUGAAGACUCAUGUCCUCCCAGAAUAUGAUAGCGAAAUGGAACUUGCCAUCGAAACUAUGGAGAAAUGUGGAUCUUUGUUGGGUUCUUGA
This is a messenger RNA of Impatiens glandulifera, 1173 nucleotides long. Its product is annotated as 65-kDa microtubule-associated protein 3-like. The transcript is spliced from 6 exons. Gene Ontology annotation, cellular component: spindle; cytoplasm. Gene Ontology annotation, biological process: microtubule cytoskeleton organization. Gene Ontology annotation, molecular function: microtubule binding. Bases 1 to 1173 code for a protein of 390 amino acids. The record is from RefSeq and is a predicted model, not a curated record. Lineage: Eukaryota; Viridiplantae; Streptophyta; Magnoliopsida; Ericales; Balsaminaceae.